Molecule: messenger RNA, 777 nt
Organism: Melitaea cinxia (Glanville fritillary)
Lineage: Eukaryota; Metazoa; Arthropoda; Insecta; Lepidoptera; Nymphalidae
Exons: 1
Coding region: 120-488 (122 amino acids)
Source: RefSeq, a predicted model, not a curated record
GAAUAUUACAUCUUCAUAGAUACCUGUUAAUUAACUUUGCAAACAAACUUUUGGUCCAAUAUAUAUUCUAAACAUCGACAUUAGUAUCAUCAGCACUCGCAUCGGCAGUCGUUUCGAAAAUGUCUCAAAUAUUUAUCAUUUCGUUAUUUUUGUUGAUUGUUCAAACACGUUCUUACGACUUACUACUCGGCUAUCCAGAUACAAAUUCAAAUAUUAUCUACAGCAAAGUACACCAAGAAAAUCCAGCGAUAUGGUAUAGAUCAGAAACGUUCACAGUCAACUGUUCAAAGAGUGAAGUGAUCAACGCUAUUAAGGUACUGGAUUUAAGAGAUGACCUUAUGGGAGAAGUUUAUUUGAAAUCUGGAGGUAUCGGACAGAAGUUUGUGACGCUCGAGUUAGACAGUCCAAGCAUAUUCCGCGGCUAUAACUUCUACGUCGAAAUUUACGCGAUACAAAACAAUGAGUUUAUGUUUAAACACGGCAAGUGAAAACUUAAUUUACUAGCAGUUUUGGCGAACUUGUAUUGCCAUACUUUCUUCGUAAAUAUUUAUAAAUUUUUUUUAUACAAGCUGUGAUCUGGCAAUAAAUAAUACAAAAAAAAAGAAUGUUUGAAUUUGGUGCUGUCUUUGGGAAGUUAUGCGCGUACGUACAUUUCAACGAGUCAUUCUUAUUUAUGUAGACAAUAUUUUGUAUUAAUAUUGUUUCAAGUUUAGUGUGUUAAAACGUUACGUAUUCGUGUUAAUGUGUUACUGAUGUAAUAAAAUUACUUUUGUGUUU